Molecule: messenger RNA, 11883 nt
Organism: Fusarium venenatum
Lineage: Eukaryota; Fungi; Ascomycota; Sordariomycetes; Hypocreales; Nectriaceae
Source: RefSeq, a predicted model, not a curated record
AUGGCUCAAGACUCCCAAUACCGCGAACCUAUCGCUAUCAUCGGCUCAUCAUGCCGAUUUCCAGGCUCGUCUUCCUCUCCAUCCAAGCUUUGGGACCUCCUCCAUCAGCCCCGCGAUGUCAUCAAGACCUUCGACGCUGAAAGGCUCAACCUCGCGAGAUUCUACCACGAAAAUGGUGACACCCACGGUUCCACAGAUGUAGCCGCCAAGUCAUACCUUCUCGAGGAGGACAACAGGCUCUUCGACACCAGCUUCUUCGGUAUCUCUCCCAUGGAGGCAGCGGGUAUGGACCCCCAGCAGAGGAUCCUUCUCGAAACUGUAUACGAGGCUUUCGAAGCAGCUGGUCUCACACUCGAACAAUUGAGGGGAUCUCUUACUUCUGUUCAUGUUGGUGUCAUGACAUCCGACUGGGCAAAUAUCCAAGCUCGCGACACAGAAACAAUCUCCAAAUACAACGCCACAGGAUCGGCAAACAGUAUCAUGUCGAACCGCAUUUCCUACGUCUUCGAUCUUAAAGGCCCCUCUGAGACAAUCGACACAGCAUGCUCAAGCUCUCUUGUCGCCGUUCACAAUGCGGCAUUGGGUCUUCUCAACGGCGACAGCGACACAGCCGUCGUAGCUGGCGUCAAUCUCAUCCUUGACCCAGCACCAUACAUCAACGAGUCAAAGUUACACAUGCUCUCCCCCGACUCGAGGUCUAGAAUGUGGGACAAGGCCGCCAACGGUUACGCCCGUGGUGAAGGCGCUGGCGCAGUUCUUCUCAAGACACUCAGUCAGGCUCUCAAAGACGGCGAUGACAUUGAGGGUGUCAUUCGUGCUACUGGUGUUAACUCUGAUGGUCAAAGUCCCGGUAUCACUAUGCCAUUUGCUCCCACUCAGACAGCAUUAAUUCGAAAGACGUAUGCUCGCGCGGGUUUAGAUCCCAAGAAGGAUCGUCCUCAGUACUUUGAGUGUCACGGUACAGGAACACCAGCUGGAGACCCUGUGGAAGCACGCGCUAUCAGCGACGCUUUUACUGGAGGUGACAUGUCUGUCGAGAACCCGCUAUACGUUGGAUCUAUCAAGACUGUCAUUGGUCAUCUCGAAGGAGGCGCUGGUCUUGCUGGUGUUCUCAAAGUCCUCCUCGCUUUGAAGCAUCGAGUUAUUCCUCCGAACUUGCUGUUCAAUGAGCUCAAUCCUUCUGUCGCGCCCUUUUAUGGGCCUCUUCAAAUUCCUACCACUGCUAUUCCUUGGCCUGAACUACCUGAUGGUGUCCCCGCUCGCGCGAGUGUCAACAGCUUUGGAUUUGGCGGCACGAAUGCUCAUGUCAUCAUUGAGAGUUAUGAAGACACUCCUGAUGAGCCGUCUCUCCAUGAGAACGAGGGUAUCCUUGGUCCUCUUGUUCUCUCUGCGAAGUCAGGUGCAUCUUUACUUCGAACAGUUGAGACGUACAGAAACCACACCCAGUCCAACCCUACUCUUGACAUCGCUGCUCUCAGCGCAGUCCUACAAGAGAGGCGCUCAACGCAUCGUGUCAGGGCUCACUUCUCUGGAUCUUCGCGCGAGGCUAUUAUGUCUGACAUGGAAGAGUUCCUCUCCAAGUAUGGCAAGGCCACGGGUGACAACAUCGGCCAUGUCCCCAAACUUGUCAAUCCCCGCGAGAGAUCGGGUAUACUUGGUGUCUUCACUGGACAAGGCGCGCAAUGGCCUGCAAUGGGCCGCGAGCUUAUCCACUCUUCGCCUAUCUUCAGACGCACUAUCGAAGAGUGCGAAGAUGUUCUGGCUGACCUUCCCGAGAAGAACCGACCCCAGUGGUCCCUUAUAAAGGAGCUUACUGCCGAUGCUUCCACCUCUCGCGUCGCCGAGGCAGCUAUUUCACAGCCCCUCUGUACAGCUGUUCAAUUGGCGCUUCUGAGCCUUCUCACCGUAUCCGGCAUUAAGUUCGACGCCGUCGUUGGCCAUUCUUCUGGUGAGAUCGGCGCCACGUACGCAGCUGGCAUCAUCUCCCUCAAGGGCGCAAUGCAGAUUUCCUACUACCGUGGUCUCCAUGCUAAGCUCGCCUCUGGAACCGAUGGCAAGCGAGGUGGCAUGAUGGCGGCCGGUCUGUCACCAAUGCAAGCUCGAGAGUUUAUCGCAAGACCCGACUUCAAGGGUCGUAUCGGCAUCGCUGCGUGCAACGCUCCUCGUACCGUUACACUAUCCGGGGAUCUUGAUGCUAUUGCUGAGGCGAAGCUUGUUCUUGACAAGGACAACGUCUUUGCGCGUGAGCUCAAGGUUGACACGGCUUAUCACUCGCAUCAUAUGCUUCCUUGCGCUGAGCCAUACUUGCAAGAUCUUUUAGCCUGUGACAUUGAGGUCAAGCAACCUCAGCAGGGACAAUGUGUGUGGAACUCUAGUGUCCGUGGCGACACUCAACUCCUGCGUGGUGAUCUCACUAGCCUCAAAGGUCAGUACUGGGUGGAUAACAUGGUCCGAACUGUUCUGUUCUCACAAGCCAUCGAAUCAUCGAUCUGGCACGGCGGUCCUUACGAUCUCAUUGUUGAAGUCGGUCCUCAUCCGGCAUUAAAGGGCCCAGCGGAACAAGUCAUGAAAGCAUCUUAUGGUUCAGUUCCAGUCUAUACUGGAGUCCUCGACCGCAAGAAGACAGCCAUUGAUUCGUUCUCUGCUGCUAUCGGCCUGACUUGGGCUCAACUGGGCCCUGGAUUCGUCGACUUCACCAACUACCGCAACGCCUUCUACAAGUCCAACACAUCCCCUCCUGUGAGAAUGAUCAAAGACCUUCCUACUUACUCCUGGGAUCAUGACAAAGUCUACUGGCGUGAGGGUCGCAUGUCUCGUCGCUUCCGUCUAGGCAAAGACACAAGCCAUGAACUCCUGGGUCGUCGAACUCUAGAUGACAAUGAGUUUGAGCUACGCUGGCGAAAUGUUCUUAAGCUCAACGAGAUGCCCUGGCUGCGCGGGCACACGGUUCUUGAUGAGGUUCUACUCCCUGGCGCUUCGUACGUUUCUAUCGCCGUGGAAGCGGGUAGAUAUCUGGCUGCCGAUGCGGACAAGAAUUUGGGAGUUGUCGAGGUUGAGAACAUUGAGAUUCUGAGACCUGUUGUGGUACCUGACAACAACGCCGGCGUUGAGACACUGUUCACUGCUCGACUGGUUGAAAAGAGCAAGGAUGUUAUCAAGGCUCGUUUCUCGUACUAUGUCUGUCCCGAUGAGACCGUUGGAUCUAUGCUACAAACCUGUAUGGGCGACCUUAUUGUUCAUAUCAAGUCUGAAACCAUUAGCAACGGGAGCGCUCUACCACCUAGGGACCAGACUCCUCCCAAUCUUGCCAACAUCAGCAACGAGCAGGUCUACUCACUUUUCAAUAGUAUUGGUCUCAGCUACACCGGUGCUUUUAAGAGUAUCACGGACAUCAAUCGCUGUCUUAACUAUGCCAGUACCACGAGCACUUGGGAAGCUGAUACUCUCGGCGACAAGUACAUGCUCCACCCAGCCGUUCUUGACGUCGCCUUCCAGACUCUCUUUGUCGCAAAGGCUCAUCCUGCCAGUCGACAAAUUACUUCUGCCCUUCUUCCCUCCCACAUUGACCGUGUCCGUGUUGAUCCAUCGGUUCAGAUUGUUAGGCCUGGCGUAUCCAAGGCUGAGAUCGAGACAUGGGCGAUAUCGCAGACUGCUACUUCCCUUCGUGGUGACUUGAACAUCUAUGACUCUGCGUCGGGCGCAACAUUCCUGCAAGUCGAGGGUCUGGCUGUGAACAUGGUCGGAGCUGUCGAAGGUGCAAGCGAUCGAUCCAUGUUCUCCAAGACCAUCUGGGGUAACGAUGCAUCACUCGGCCUUCUUGAUCCCAAGCGCAAUGAGGCACAGGAUGAAAAGGGUAUGAAGAUGGCGGAUGCAGUUGAGCGUGUCGCCAUGUUCUAUGUUAAGCGCAUCGUCGACCAAAUCCCACCCUCUGAACGCGAAGAGUUCAUUUGGUACCACCAGCGCAUGUUCGAGGCAUUUGAAGAGCACAUUCGCGUUGUUGCAGCUGGUGAGCAUCCUAUCAUUAAAGCCGACUGGCUCAACGACGAUGUUUCUAUCCUGAAGACAAUCGAUGCCCAGUACUCAGAAGAGAUUGACAUCAAGCUGCUCCACGCCGUUGGUGGACAUCUUGCCGAAGUUGUCCGCGGCAAUGAGCAACUAUUGGAGGUCAUGACCAAGGAUGACAUGCUCAAUCGUUUCUAUAUGGAGGGUUACGCCAGUAUUACUACUAACAAAUUUGUCGGCGACAUCAUGAAGCAACUCACUUUCAAAUUCCCGCGCGCGAAGGUCCUCGAGAUCGGAGCUGGAACUGGUGGUACCUCUUGGAGUAUCCUGAACGCAAUUGACGAUGCGUACGAUUCGUACACGUACACCGACAUCUCAUCUGGUUUCUUCCCUAACGCCGCAGAGAAGUUCUCUUCCUUCUCACACAAGAUGAUCUUCAAGGUUCUUAACGUGGAAGACGAACCUUCGGGCCAGGGUUUCGAGGAUGGCUCUUACGACAUUAUUGUCGCUGCGCUGGUUUUACAUGCGACGCAUGAUUUAAAACGAACGCUGCACAACACUCGGAAGUUGUUGAAGCCAGGCGGUUAUCUUGUUCUCCUGGAACUCACUGGCAUCGCUAGCGUUCGCGCCACAUUCAUCAUGGGCGGCCUUGAGGGAUGGUGGCUUGGCGGCGACGAUGGUCGAAGACUUACGCCGCUCGUCACAACCGUGGAGUGGGACAAUGUCCUCCAGGACUCCGGGUUCUCAGGCGCCGACACAGUUGUCUACGAUCUUCCUGAUGAAGCGAAGCAUUGUACGUCUGUCAUUGUCAGCCAAGCAAUUGACGACGAAUUCCUACGUCUUCGGGAACCUUUGUCCUGCAAGUCUGACUUCCCAUCUCUUACCGAUCCUCUUGUGAUCAUUGGUGGUAAGAAGUUUUGGACAAGCAAGGUCAUUUCUGAAGUUCAAAAGCUACUUCCUCGGUCUUGGAAGCGUCAGAUCAAGCUGGUUAAGAGCAUUGACAAGAUCGAUGCAAGCAAUUUGCCAUCGCGCAUGGAUGUCAUCCUCCUACAAGACGCAGACGAGUCUGUCUUUGCGACUACCAUUGCCCAGCCUCAGCUCAACAACCUGCAAGCCAUUCUCAUGAGAUCGAAGAACAUGCUGUGGGUAACAACAUCAGGCAAGUCACAUGCUCCCCGCGCAAGUCUCAUUCAGGGCAUCACGCGUGUUAUCCCUGCUGAGCUACCCCAUCUGAACGCCCAGCUCCUCGGAAUGCCAUCAGAACAAACCCCAACUUCUGCUGCCAAUCAUACUGUUGAGGCUUUCUUGCGGUUGAUCCAGGGUGAGGAUGUGGCUAGGGAUGGCAAAAUUCUUUGGGCUCAAGAAUCUGAGCUCGAGAUCUCAGCCGAUGGCAAGACGGUCAUCCCACGAGUCAUUCCUGAUGAGACACUCAAUGAGACAUACAAUGGCUCGAAGCGGGUGAUUAGCAAGAACGUUGAUGCGACUGAAUUGGCUGUCUGCACUGAGGUUGUUGAUGGGAAAGUGGCUAUGCUUUCUGUUGACGAACAGGAUGAAGGUGAUGGUGUUCGAGUAGAUGUCCAUUCUACUCUACAUCUCCCUGGCUUCGAUGAUCAGAGCAUUUACAUCAUCUUCGGUAAGACCGACUCGUCCUGGGUGGUCGGCCUCUCGCACACCAACUGCUCUGUUCUCUACCUCAACUCGGAAAUUCUCGUUGCUGUGAAAGAAGACACUACACAUGCCCAGCUUGCUUCUAUCGCAUUCACCAUUCUUGCACGCUCAAUCGCUGUCAUCUCUUCCACCGGGUCACCUGUCCUCUUUUACAACGUCGAUGAAUCCUUCGUCCGAAUUAUCGCGUCAGAGUUUGGAACGAGACAGCUUCAAGCUCAGUUUGCUACAUCCAGAGCCGAGGCACCUACAGACUGGAUCAAGAUUCAUCCUCUUGCUUCACAACGCGCUAUACAGAGAGCAAUCCCGCAAAACACCGCUGUCUUCAUCGAUUGCUCAGCCGGCACCGCUUCUAUGGCUUUCACAUUUACAGCUUCAAUCCCAGCCAACUACCAAAUGUGUCGCCUAGGAUCUGGGCUUCUUUCUAAAGCUCUCGAGAUGUCCAAGAUGACCACAGCGACCUUCCUCGGUCAGUGCAUCGAGGCAGCUUCUAAUCAAAAAGUGCCCGAGACUGAAGUCAUCCCAGCUUCAGACAUCGCAGGUUCUAAUGCCAGUGUGCUCGGCCUUCGAACCUUCAUAACAGACUGGACCGAUAAGACCGCUCUGCCUAUCACUGUCAAGCCUCUUCAAGCGCAAACACUCUUCAAGCCAGACAGAACAUACCUGAUGGCUGGUAUGGCUGGUGGUCUGGGUCUAUCAAUCUGCGAAUGGGCUCUCAGAAAUGGUGCGAAGCACAUGGUUAUCACUAGCCGCAACCCUCAACUCCCCAAAGCCACCCUUCAGGAGGCUCAUCGCCUGGGAGCCACUGUCAAGGUGUUGCCCAUGGACCUUACCGACAAGCUAUCUGUCAAAGCUGCCGUCGCUGGAAUUGAGGAAUCUAUGCCCAAGAUCGCUGGUGUUUGUAACGCAGCCAUGGUUCUCAAGGAUGGGUUUUUCAUUGACAUGGACGCUGAGCAACUCAACAACACACUCGCAGCCAAGGUUCUGGGUACAGAACAUCUCGACAGUAUCUUCCACGAUACUGACCUUGACUUCUUUAUCUGUCUUGGCUCUGUGGCUUCAGUGAUUGGCAAUGUCGGCCAGUCAAACUAUCACGCCGCCAACCUGUUCAUGGAUAGCCUCAUCAACCAACGUCGCAACCGCGGACUCGCAGCUUCCAUCAUCCACAUUGCUUACGUUACGGAUGUGGGUUAUGUCACACGCGAGGAGCGCGAUCGCCAGCUUGACUCUCACUUCCGCAAAGUCCGUCUCAUGCCUACUUCCGAGACGGACGUGCAUCAUGCAUUUAUGGAAGCUAUCCGCGGCGGCAGGCCUGACAGUGUUUCUGGAAGCCACGAUAUCAUCAUGGGUAUUGAGCCUUUGACUGAGCCUGUUCCCCUAGAUCAGCAGCCGCUCUGGAUGAAGGACCCACGUUUCGGACACUUUGCACCUCCUUCGUCCGUUCAUUAUCAGCAAGAGAGUGGUGCAGCUGGCUCUGCUGGCAACAUCCGGCAAUGUGUUGAGGAGGCUGAUGGUGAUGAACAAGCCGUCGCAGCUGUCAUCCAAGCAUUCUGUGGCAAGCUGGAGACCAUGCUGCAACUUGCUUCUGGCAGUGUCAAUGUGUCCCGACCUAUCAUUGAUCUUGGCAUUGACUCACUUGUCGCUGUUGAGAUUAGAACCUGGUUCCUCAAAGAGCUUGGUGCCGAUAUCCCCGUCGUCAAGAUUCUUGGUGGUGACACGGUUGAGCAAGUCUCUACGCUCGCCACCAAGAAGUUGAUGGCAAGGAUCUUAGAGACCAAGGCCGCUCAGCCACAGGAAGUCAAGCCAAAGCCAGAGCCCGAGAAGGCCGCUCCUGUUCCUGUGCCUGCUAUACAAACUUCUCUAGAAUCCUCAGCUGUUCCAUCAGCAUCUUCGCAAUCUGUCGCAUCAUCUUCUCGCGCCUCGCGAGAUUCUUCGCCUUCAGCAACAUCUCGCUCCGAUACAUCUGCCACCAAGCAGGACAUGAAGUCUAGUACGAUCCUCACCGAUGACUCUUCCAGUGAUACUGGCUCUCUUGACUUAGUCCGCGAGUAUCCCAUGUCUCACGCUCAAUCUCGCAUGUGGUUCAUCACUCAACACAGUGACGACCCAUCAGCUUACAACAUGGUCUUCCGCUACCAAGUCAAGGGCCAAGUGUCCACCACUCGUCUUCGUCACGCCGUUUCCACCACGGCUCAUCACCACGAAGUCCUGCGCACUUGCUUCUUCGCGCGUGUCGGAGAUGGACACCCUAUGCAGGGUAUCCUGGCUUCUCCUCGUAUCAAGCUCAAGCAUGUCGCUAUCGAGCAGGAUGCGGAUGUUGACACCGAGAUGAAACGCCUCUCUAGUCAGUCUUGGGAUCUCGAACGGGGAGACACAUUCGAGCUUGUUCUAAUGAGUCGCGAUUCUGAGAACCAUGAGCUCUUCGUUGCUUAUCAUCAUAUUCUCAUGGACGUUGUUGGUCUCGGCAUCAUGAUUCGAGACCUCAAUGUGUCCUACCAGAUGAAGCUUCUCAAUCGCAACGCGGCUUCUUAUCUGGAUUACUCCUCCACUCAGCUCAGUAGGAACGAACUUUAUCAACGAUUGUCUUUCUGGAAAUCCGAAUUCGCGACCUUCCCUGAACCACUGCCUCUUCUUCCUAUGGCCAGCGUCACGACCCGCCCAAACAACACGAGCAACAAUUGUCAUCAUCAAUACCGCGAAAUCAGGCCUGAUCAGUUCCAGGUCCUAGCUUCAACAUGUCAACGCCUUCGUAUCAGCCAGUUCCACUUCCAUCUCGCUAUUUUUCAGGUCCUACUCGCUAGAUAUACUGGGACUGAGGACGUUUGUAUCGGUAUCGUUGAUGCCAAUCGCUCCGACCCCAAGUUUGCCGAGACGGUUGGAUACUUUGUCAACAUGCUCCCCAUUCGCGCUAGCAUCACUCAAGACGCCAACUUCUCUGAAAUCGCCCGAAGUAUCUCCCAGAAGACUCUAAAAAUCCUCAGCGAGUCAGCGCUCCCAUUCGACGUCCUUCUCAACGAGCUCCAAGUACCCAGAUCAGCUAGUAGGACACCUCUCUUCCAGGCUGCGCUCAAUUAUCGCAUGGGAUCUAUCUGGGAGAUGCCAUUUGGCGACGCCGAGAUGAAGCUGUCUGAUGUCAAGGAUGCCGACAACCCGUAUGAUCUGAGUCUUGGUAUCGCCGAGACGCCCACAGGCUGCGUGGUAGAGUUGUAUGCGUUGGCUUCUCUGUACAGUGAGGACGCUUGUGCUACAAUUCUGGAAUCAUACAUCCGUCUCCUCGAUGCGUUCUCUCAGACUCCCGAUCGUACUGUCGAUGGUGUUGGUGUGCAUGAAGAGACUCAGGUUGUUCGUGCAAUUGAACUUGGAAGUGGACCUGUGGUUGAAUAUGAAUGGGCGCCCACUCUCUCGCAGCGUUUUCGGGACAUCGUUCAGCUGUAUCCCGAUCAAUUGGCUAUCAAGGACUCUUGCAUGGAGUUGACAUACUCUAAGCUCAACGACCGCGUUCAGAAUGUUGCCAACACUCUUCUUCACGAAGGUUUCACUGAGGGUUCUUGCGUCGCUGUUCUAUGCGAGCCCUCUCUUGACUUCGUCAUCUCCAUGCUUGCCAUUCUUCACAUUGGUGGCAUCUACAUGCCAUUGGAUCCAGCUCUGAUCAUUUAUCACUCCGCUACUGAGGGUCGCGCCAACAUUCUACGGUCUGUAGGUAAUACUCAGUUCCAGGAGGUUCCCCUCGACAACAUCGAUCACGACUCAUCUGUCCACGUCGCUUGCACUGCUAAAAUAGAUGCGCCCGCCGUUCUCCUGUUUACCAGUGGCUCAACUGGUAAACCGAAGGGUAUCACUCUUUCGCAAGCUAACUUUGUCAACCAUCUCGCCCUCAAGAAUGACCUUCUUCGUCUCGAACAAGAGACUGUCCUUCAGCAAAGCUCUCUUGGCUUCGACAUGUCUCUCAUCCAGACUUUCUGCGCUCUAACCAACGGCGGCCGUCUCGUUAUCGCGCCCUCAGAUCUUCGACGAGAUCCCGUCGCACUGUCCAACCUUCUCAGCCAAGAGCAAGUGACACUGACCAUUGCCACUCCAUCCGAGUACCUCGCUUGGUUCCGAUAUGGGUAUGCUUCUCUUGUUGAGAACCAAGGAUGGAAGCAUGCUUGCAUGGGUGGGGAGCAGGUCACGCGUCAGUUGAAGAAUGAGUUUGCUCGUCUUGGUCAUGCAGGAUUGCAACUCACAAACUGCUAUGGACCAACCGAGAUUACUGCUGCAGCAACUUUCCAAACCAUUCUUUUGAGUGAUAGCGACAACAAUGAUGAUCUUGCUGUCGGCAAAGCUCUGCCCAACUAUUCUGUCCGCAUUCUUGACGCAUCUGGCCAGCCUCAGCCUCUUGGUCACAUUGGUGAGAUAUGUAUCGGCGGUGCUGGUGUCGCUAUUGGAUAUCUCGACCUUCCUGCUGAGACGAGUCGCAAGUUUGUGGCCGACUCUAACGGGCAGCGGUUUUAUCGAACUGGCGAUCGAGGUCGUCUCUUACCUAACGGUACCCUUCUUUAUCUCGGUCGUCUGGAGGGUGAUACUCAGAUCAAGCUUCGUGGUCUACGUAUUGAGCUGGAGGAGGUCGAGGCAGCUCUGGUCAAAGCAUCGGAUGGACUGUUCGCGGGUGCUGUCGUCUCUCGCCAUGGCGAUGUUCUUGUUUCUCAUGUCACUCUGGUGGCAGGCAAUGAGAUGAUCGACCAAGAGAGGGUGACUCAGAUCCUCUCCAGUGUCAAGCUCCCCCAGUACUCAAUUCCCGCGUCAAUCGCGGUGCUAUCCACGUUUCCUACCACUCCCAAUGGCAAAAUCGAUCGAAAGGCCAUCGCCGCUACCCCGGCUUCUGAAUCUUCUUCUACCAUGCCGAUGGAGAAAAUGACAGUUCGAGAGGGUGAGCUUCGUCUUCUCUGGGAACGUGUCCUUGUCACCUCUACUCGUAUUGCGCCAUCCUCCGACUUCUUCCUUCUCGGUGGCAACUCAUUGUUACUCAUGAAGCUUCAGGCCGCCAUCCGAGAGACCAUGAUGGCACCCGUCUCAACUCGUGUACUGUACCAAGCAAGCACACUUCGAGGCAUGGCUCAGGCUAUUGACAAGCUUCGUCAAGAGAGGGCUACGGGAGACAUCGAGAGUGAGAUUGACUGGGAUGCCGAGACUGCUAUUCCACAAUGGCUUGUUAGGCAACUUGACGGGGCAACAUCUUCACAAAAGGGACGAGCGCCUAAAACGAUGGGUAUUGAGAUCAUGAUGACUGGCACCACUGGCUUCCUUGGUGGACACCUACUUCAAUCGCUCCUUGCUUCUGAAGCUGUCAACAAGGUCCACUGUAUUGCUGUUCCAGCGGAUUAUGAGGCUUCUCUGCCACAUAACGAGAAGAUUAUACACUACUCUGGUAGCCUUCUAUCUCCCACAUUGGGCUUGACCUCUGAACAACGCGAAGAGCUCGCGAAGACUAUUGAUGUCAUCAUCCAUGCUGGCUCAAACGGACACUGUCUGAACACCUACGACUCUCUUCGCACUCCUAACGUCGAGUCCACCCACUUCCUAGCUUCCAUGGCCGCCACUAAACGCAUUCCUCUUCUAUUCCUUUCUUCCAACCGCGUGGUUCUUCUUUCUGGAAACCAGGCACCUCCUCCUUCAUCAGUCUCUGAGUUCUAUCCCUCGACAGAUGGUCUCGAAGGUCACAUGAUGACCCGUUGGGCCAGUGAAGCCUUUUUGGAGAAGCUGGCCCAGCAUGUUCAGAAUACUGGCUCAUAUUGGCCAGUAUCCAUCCAUCGUCCUGCUGUUGUUGUUAGCGGCCAAGCUCCCAACUCAGACGCUCUCAACGCCAUUCUGCGAUUUUCUAUCUCCAUGCGAUGCGUACCUCGACUUGAUAGGGUAGAGGGCUACAUGGAUCUCGCACCACUCGACAAGGUUGUCGCUGAGCUGUCGGAAGCAGCUAUCAAUCUUGCACAAGGCCAAUCUGGAAACGUUGCUACGAUUCAGUUCAAGCAUCAUUCUAGCGGUGUCAAGGUUUCUGCUAGCAAGCUACGGGAGCAUCUUGAGGGUUCCUACGGUGUUCAGUUUGAGGAGCUUGAGUUGAGGCAGUGGAUGGAUCGUGCGGCUGUAGCUGGCAUGGAUCCUCUCAUCACAGCUUAUAUGGAGGGCAUCCUUGAGAAUGAUGCCCCCAUGGUAUUUCCUUACAUGGGCGAAUUGGGCCAGUAA